GCCGGCAUCGAAACAAUUCACAGUUGCAUAUGUAUGUGUGUUUUUGAUUGCCUGAAGUUUAAUCAAUUAAAGUUUUAAAUAAUAAAAGUCUGCAUUCUUCAAUGGAUCUCCCUCGUCCUCCCGAAGACAUAGAACUGCGCAACAUUAUUGACAAGUUAGCUCAAUUUGUGGCGAGAAAUGGCCCCGAAUUUGAGCAAAUGACAAAAAACAAACAACGAGAUAACCCCAAGUUUGGUUUCCUGUUUGGUGGAGAACUUUUCAACUACUACCAGUACCGUGUCACAACAGAGCAAGCAAUUAACAAGCAAAAGUUUGUCCGAGAGCAAAGUCAACCCAUGAGCUAUCCAAUCAACUAUGGCCCACCGCCUAAUACAGAACAUCCCAGUUUCAAUAGAAAUUACAACUAUGGCCCUUCUUCUGCAUGGCCUAGGGCUCACCCACAACCAUCAAUGCCCAAUCAGAUGUCAUUUCCUGGACAAAAUCCCAUCCCUCCUCAAACAGAUUUGAUUGCUUUAAAAGGUGCAAAAGAUGUACUCGUUGCCCAACAAACUCAACUGCAGGAACAGAUCAAGCAAAGUGAAAGCAACUUGGCUGCUCAACAUCAAGUGACAGUGCAACAGCAGAAAAAGCAGACAGAGGAAACAGUCAAGUUGCAACACGAAAAAGAAGUCAUGGAAAAAGCGUUGGCAAGUGGAAUGAAUUUGGCAGAGUUAGAAUUGCUUUUACUGCCUAUCAUGGAUUCUUGCACCAAAGAAUCCAUAUCUCAGGGUAAAGCUUGGAUUCUCCAUCAUGUGAUGCAGCCUCAUUCAUCCUCUGAUGCCAUAGCACAAUACCUCCUUUUCAAAACAACGCAAAGCAGUCAAUUUACCCACAAACUUCACUUGAUCUAUUUGGUCAACGACGUGUUACACCAUUGUCUCCGCAAAGGACCCGACACGCUUUUAAAGACACUCGAACAAGUUGUCGUCCACAUGUUUUCAAACACUAGUCUGUCUGCAACCGACGAGGAGCAAAACGCCAAAUUGCAAAAACUGGUCGUUUUGUGGCAAACGAAAAAUAAUUUGUUUGAGCGUGGUGUCCUGGAAAGGUUACACGCACCUUUACACAUCUGGAAUGAAUACCACAACAGUCUAGUGGCCAAAUACUCGGCAGCCGUAGCAGCUUCAACUAGCAACAUUCAGCAUACGUACGAAAACUACCGCGGCCAGCAUCAAGCCUUCGUCAAUCAUGCCAACCACCAGAUCCAGCAGCUAGAGCAACAGAAACUGCAAAUUGAAGAACAAAUUGCGGCGGCCAAUGCUUUGCAGUCUUUUAAUGCACCUCAUCACGCCAUGCCGCCGGAUUUCUUAUCUCGCCCGCCGCCAGUUGCUUCCCUUAAUGCCCCGCAAAACUACCCGUGUGAAGGAAUUGAACCAAAGGCUCCCUACUUCGACUUACCAGCGGGAUUACUCGUCCCACUGGUGAGAAUGGAAGACAGCGAGUACAAAAGCAUCGAUCCGAAAGAUAUCCGCCUUCCUGCACCGCUUCCACCGUCUGAGCGAUUGAUUGCCGCCAUUGAUUUCUUCUACAGUCCUCUCUCGCACGACCGACCACGAAACGCAGAUGGGUGGGAGCAGAUGGCUCUUUUUGAGUUUUAUAAGAACAAGGCAACUGCGAAAAAGAAGAAAGAAGAAGAUAUUGCUCAGGGAUUACGCGACAUGUCGCCGCCUCGAACUCCUAUCGAAGUUGUCGAGGAUCAUUCCCCUGAAAGAAGUGGUAAGAAUGGAAUCAGAAGUCCCGUGCGUCGAAGAUUCCGCAGUGAGUCGCCCGAGGAAGAGCAUAGAGAAGAAUCGAGGCAAGCUCGAUCACGAUCCAGAUCGCCUAGAAAUUCAACAAGACGUCGCCGAAGUCGAUCUAAUUCAGAGUCGCCCCGCCGAGCUGCACGCUCUCGUUCUCCUACACCUAGUCGUUCGGAAUCAAGAUCUAAUUCGCCCGUCGUGAUGACCGGUUUUGCGCAAAAGCGGAGCCCCACGCCACCUUCAGAAAUUGCAUCCGUGUCGUUUGCCAAAGGUUUCACGACAAAGCUGGACGAAAACAACCGAGGGCAUCAACUCUUGUGCAAAAUGGGUUGGGGAGGAGCUGGACUCGGCGCAAAUGAACAAGGCAUAGCGGAACCCAUCAAAGGAGGAGAGGUUCGCGAUCGAGUGGACCAGUUCAAAGGUGUCGGUAUCAAUAUACGUGAUCCUUUUGAAAAUUUCCGAAAAAGCAAAGGUCAGGCGUUCAUCACGAGAAUGCGCUCAAGGGCCGAAGAACGAGAAAAAGAAAAGGGCGGACCUGACGAUCCUCCAACUCCAUGAGAAUUCACUCACUCUACUUUUGCUUAACUCACGAAAUACAGUCGAUUCGUCUAUACCUUGA
This is a messenger RNA of Daphnia pulicaria, 2397 nucleotides long. It is a transcript of the gene scaf6, whose product is annotated as calcium homeostasis endoplasmic reticulum protein-like. Lineage: Eukaryota; Metazoa; Arthropoda; Branchiopoda; Diplostraca; Daphniidae. The transcript is spliced from 7 exons. Gene Ontology annotation, molecular function: RNA binding. Gene Ontology annotation, cellular component: perinuclear region of cytoplasm. The coding region runs from base 102 to 2336 and encodes 744 amino acids. The record is from RefSeq and is a predicted model, not a curated record. Gene Ontology annotation, biological process: RNA processing; intracellular calcium ion homeostasis.